Molecule: messenger RNA, 5384 nt
Organism: Callorhinus ursinus (northern fur seal)
Lineage: Eukaryota; Metazoa; Chordata; Mammalia; Carnivora; Otariidae
Gene: DIS3
Product: DIS3 homolog, exosome endoribonuclease and 3'-5' exoribonuclease
Biological process (GO): nuclear mRNA surveillance of mRNA 3'-end processing; rRNA catabolic process
Cellular component (GO): nuclear exosome (RNase complex); cytoplasmic exosome (RNase complex)
Molecular function (GO): 3'-5'-RNA exonuclease activity; endonuclease activity; RNA binding
Source: RefSeq, a predicted model, not a curated record
CAAGGUAUUUAUUAAUACCUUGGAGCGGGAAAGGGUGAACUUCGGGGUAAAGUAUAGUUGUGCCGCAGGGCUUCUACUUGGCACUUUUCACCGGAAGAGCGCGGUCAGGGUCGGGAUUUCGCACUGCAAGCAAGAUGCUCAAGUCCAAGACUUUCUUAAAAAAAACGCGGGCGGGCGGCGUGAUGAAGAUCGUGCGCGAGCAUUACCUGCGGGACGACAUCGGCUGCGGCGCGCCCGGGUGCGCGGCGUGCGACGGUGCGCACGAGGGGCCGGUCCUUGAGCCGCAGCCCCUGGAUCCUGCGAGCAGCCUGUGCCCGCAGCCGCAUUACUUGCUUCCCGACACCAACGUGCUGUUGCACCAGAUCGAUGUUCUUGAGGACCCUGCCAUCAGGAAUGUGAUUGUACUACAAACAGUUCUGCAAGAAGUGAGAAAUCGGAGUGCUCCGGUAUAUAAACGAAUCAGAGAUGUGACUAAUAACCAGGAGAAGCAUUUCUACACCUUCACUAAUGAGCACCAUAGAGAAACUUAUGUAGAACAAGAACAGGGAGAAAAUGCUAAUGACAGGAAUGAUCGAGCCAUUCGAGUAGCAGCAAAAUGGUACAAUGAACAUUUGAAGAAAAUGUCAGCAGAAAAUCAUCUACAAGUCAUCUUCAUAACAAAUGACAAAAAAAACAAAGAAAAAGCCAUAGAAGAAGGAAUACCAGCUUUCACUUGUGAAGAAUAUGUAAAGAGCCUGACUGCUAACCCGGAACUCGUAGAUCGUCUUGCUUGUUUGUCUGAAGAAGGGAAUGAAAUAGAAAGUGGAAGAAUAAUAUUUUCAGAGCAUCUUCCUUUAAGUAAGCUACAACAAGGCAUAAAAUCUGGUACAUACCUUCAAGGAACAUUUAGAGCAAGCAGGGAAAAUUACUUAGAAGCUACAGUAUGGGUUCAUGGAGACCCUGAAGAAGAUAAAGAGAUAAUCUUACAGGGACUUAAAAAUUUAAACCGAGCUGUUCAUGAAGAUAUUGUGGCUAUAGAACUUCUUCCCAAGAAUCAGUGGGUGGCACCAUCUUCUGUGGUUUUACAUGAUGAAGGUCAAAAUGAAGAUGAUGUGGAAAAAGAAGAGGAGAGAGAACGCAUUCUUAAGACUGCUAUAAAUGAAAAAAUGUUAAAGCCCACAGGUAGAGUUGUAGGAAUAAUAAAAAGAAAUUGGAGACCAUAUUGUGGCAUGCUUUCCAAGUCUGAUAUUAAAGAGUCAAGAAGACAUCUCUUUACCCCUGCUGAUAGGAGAAUCCCUAGAAUUCGAAUAGAAACCAGACAGGCUUCUGCAUUAGAAGGACGGAGGAUUAUUGUUGCUAUUGAUGGUUGGCCCAGAAAUUCCAGAUAUCCAAAUGGACACUUUGUAAAAAACUUAGGUGACGUUGGAGAUAAAGAGACUGAAACAGAAGUUUUGUUGCUUGAGCAUGACGUUCCCCAUCAGCCUUUUUCACAGGCUGUUCUUAGCUUUCUUCCAAAGAUGCCCUGGAGCAUUACUGAAAAGGAUAUGAAAAACCGAGAAGACCUGAGACAUCUGUGUGUUUGUAGUGUGGACCCUCCGGGAUGUACUGACAUAGAUGACGCUCUACACUGCAGAGAACUGGAAAGUGGAAAUGUGGAGGUUGGUGUUCACAUUGCAGAUGUUAGCCAUUUUAUUAGGCCAGGAAAUGCUUUGGAUCAAGAGUCAGCCAGAAGGGGAACAACUGUGUAUCUUUGUGAAAAGAGGAUUGACAUGGUUCCAGAGUUGCUUAGCUCUAAUUUAUGUUCAUUAAGAUGUAAUGUUGACAGGUUGGCAUUUUCAUGUAUUUGGGAAAUGAAUCACAAUGCUGAAAUCUUAAAAGUGAGGUUUACCAAAAGUGCCAUUAAUUCAAAGGCUUCCCUUACAUAUGCUGAAGCUCAGAUGAGAAUUGAUUCUGCAGCCAUGAAUGAUGAUAUUACCACUAGUCUCCGUGGACUAAAUAAACUAGCUAAAAUUUUGAAAGAAAGAAGAAUCGAAAAAGGGGCUUUGACUCUUUCUUCUCCAGAAGUUCGAUUCCACAUGGACAGUGAAACUCAUGAUCCUAUAGAUCUGCAGACCAAAGAACUUAGGGAAACAAAUUCUAUGGUGGAAGAAUUUAUGUUACUGGCGAAUAUCUCUGUUGCAAAAAAAAUUCAUGAAGAAUUUUCAGAACAUGCCUUGCUUCGAAAACACCCAGCUCCCCCUCCGUCAAAUUACGAAAUUCUGGUUAAGGCAGCUAAAUCCAAAAAUUUGGAAAUUAAAACUGAUACAGCCAAGUCCUUGGCUGACUCUUUGGACCGGGCAGAUUCUCGGACUUUUCCGUAUGUCAACACUCUCUUAAGGAUCUUAGCCACUCGCUGUAUGAUGCAGGCCGUGUACUUCUGCUCUGGAAUGGACAAUGAUUUUCAUCACUACGGCUUAGCAUCGCCCAUAUACACACAUUUUACUUCACCCAUCAGAAGAUAUGCAGACAUCAUCGUGCAUCGGUUGUUGGCUGUGGCUAUUGGGGCCGACUGUACGUAUCCAGAGUUGACAGACAAACACAAGCUUGCAGAUUUAUGUAAAAAUCUCAACUUCCGGCACAAAAUGGCUCAGUAUGCCCAACGUGCAUCAGUGGCUUUUCAUACCCAGUUGUUUUUCAAAAGCAAAGGAAUAGUAAGUGAAGAAGCCUAUAUUCUAUUUGUAAGAAAGAAUGCUAUUGUGGUGUUAAUUCCAAAGUAUGGUUUAGAAGGUACCGUCUUUUUUGAAGAAAAGGACAAACCAAAGCCAAGGCUUAUUUAUGAUGAUGAGAUACCUUCCCUUAAAAUAGAGGAUACAGUGUUUCAUAUAUUUGAUAAAGUUAAAGUGAAAAUCAUGCUAGACUCAUCCAAUCUUCAGCAUCAGAAAAUCCGAAUGUCCCUGGUAGAACCACAGAUACCAGGAAUAAGCAUUUCGGCUGAUAAUCCAAACAUGGACAUUGAUGAACCGGAGAGAAAGAAGAAGAAACGUGAGAAAUAGCUACAGUCAACAAAAAAACUUCGAAGAGUGGUUUCCUUAAAAAAAAAAAAAACGAAAAAAAAAAAACCCAAAACAAAAAACCUUGAGAGAAGCUUUUAAACCUAGGAAGUGUGUGAUAGUUUGUUACUUUUAAAUACAUUGUAACAGUUUUAAAAAUUUGCAUUUUUAUUGACCUGUUUGUUGACUGUGUCUGUCCCAUCAUGGUACUUCAUUUCUAGAUUGAACUGAACUAAUUAUGCAUAAAAAUUCAAUUGAAUAUCCAUCACUGAAAUAGUGACAAGAUAGCAACCUCAGGGAUCUGUAAAGAUCGUUUAAAUGGAGCAUUCAUCUGCUCACUAAAGAACAGUUAAUUUAAGUAAUUUGAUUAUUUAAUAUUGAUAGAAAAAAACUAUCAUUUUCCUGUGGAGGAAAAUAGAACAUUUUUAAAAGUCAGGAACAGUGUGUUUUUUCUAAAUCUUGAAAGCUGUCCAUGUUUGAUACAGUAGUUUUUAGAUUUCAAGACAAUGACAUCAAGAUUUGUCAAAGAAUAUUCAGUCCUUUGCCAUCUUUAAUUUACCUAAUUGGUAUGAAGUGUUCCCUGUUAAAAGCUUCCUGCAUUUUUUAUUAAGUGGUCCUUCAACAGCUGUGUUUGGGAACUGAAUGUUGUAGGAAGGCAAGAAGGAUAUUUGAGCUGACUAUAAAGUUUUUUUUACUACCAGAUAAUAAGUAUGAUCAUCAUCAUCCUUGACCUUUAAGCUCACAUCUCCCCCAAAAUAAGGCAUUAGGGCUCAAAGAGCAAAUAGAGAUGGCACUUUUUUAAACGUCUGCAUCAUGUUAUUUAUAAAAAGUAGGUCAUGAACGGCUUUUAAACUGUGUAUGUAUCAGGUUUUGUAGGAAAGGGGGGAUUCUGUAAGGACAUAUUAAAGGGAAUAGAUUGAAGUAAAUAUUAUGAUUUGGUAUGCCUUGUUCAUCACAAAGAUUAGUAAUCAUUGUUUUUUAAGAAUAUUUUGAGAUAGUUACAACAUUUUACUUUGCUUAUUCAUUUUCUAAAGUACUUGCAAUGUACCAGGCUCAUCACGGAGUCAAGUAAACUCUCUCUACCUUGAAGGAGCUUGCAGUCCAGUGAGAAAGGACCAGCAAAUAAAUAAACAGGUCUACUGAGUGGGAAUAAUGACCAUGUGUCCAGUCAUUUAGGCCCUCAGAGAUCAAGUGAUUGUUCCAGUUUCCUACUACUGAGGAAAACAUCCGUAUCUUGAGGCAGAACUUGUUCCAGUUGAACGAAGAUAACUUUGAGUGGUCUUGGGACCAAGUAACGGGCUACCACGCCAGAGCAAGCGUCAGCAAGCCUUUUCUGUGAAGGACCAGCCAUGUUAGACUCAGCAGUCUCGGUUACAACCGUAGUACUCAACUCUCCUUGUACAGCGUGAAAGCAGCCACAGACAGGAUGGAAGCAAGCAUGGCUCCAUUCCAACGAAAAUUCAAAUUUGAGAACUUUGAUGUGUCACAAAACCCAUUUGAUUUCUACCUCCCCACCAUUUAAAAAUCCUUUGCUGACAGCCCAGAGUUUACUGGCAACAGAAGGAAAGGGAGGUUUCUUGGUUCAACAAGGCAGUGGCUCACCUAUCUUUCCAUGUUUGUUUUCUUGUCUCUGAUUUAUGAGGAAGGUCUAAUUCAGGCAAGGUCAAGAUGACCAGAAUCCUUAUUUUUACCCAGAGCCUCAGUCCUCAGUAAUCUAAAAUGCUUCUAAUGCCAGUUUUUAUGCUAAGCAGCGUACAUGGACUAUUACAUUCAAAAAGCCCUGUUGGGUAAGACUCUCUCCACCCCCACCCAUUUACUAGAUGAGAAGAUUAAGGUUUUAUGGCCCAGAUCAAGUAGUAAGUGACAGGAUGGAUUUGAAUCCAAACUGUAAUCACUACUUUCUUGUUUUUUUGACUUGUGCUAUCAAAAAGACAUAGCCAGGGAAGCUCCUACCUUUAGGAACUAGAAUUCCUCUUAUAGCAUAGCAGUUAUUUAAGUUUAUAUUGAUCCUGAAGCCUGUGUGAUUAGGGACUCACUCAACUUCAUAAUGGAGUGUCUUUAGCAGUGGACCUAGUGACUAACAGCUUUAAUGGUUAGUGCGCUGGGGGAGAUGAUGAGUCAGGUACACAGGAAGAAAAGGUCUUUACAGACUAGCAGUAAAGUUAUAAGGUGCAAAAAAGGAAGAAAAUGACACAAUGAUAGUAUGUUAUUACUUCCUAGGGCUGCAUAUGAAUUACUCCUCCCUUUUGAAGGAGAUAAUUUUUAAAAGGUGGUUUGUAAAUAUGAAUAUGCAUUCUCUAGAGGUAAAGAAUAUUUCUAAAAAAUGUAUUUAUCACUUAUACUCCCAACAUGAACAAAAACAUUUUAAAAAAACUA